GUCUGCACUGUGUGAGCAGGUGGGUGACAUCAUGUUACACUGGGUAGCCUGAGAAUUUAAUAAGGAUAUUGAUGCCAAAAUUAAAUUAUUAAAAUGUAUACUCUUAAUGUGUUCAUAUGAAUAAAUUAGAAAUAUAUUUCUAUCUGGUUUUAUAUGAGCUAAAUGUUAGUCGCAGACUAAGUCCCUGAUAAUUAUAAUCAUAUUAUGCAAUGCUAUGUUAUGCUAUAAUAUAUCAUACAAUAUUAAUUGUGUUAUAUUUUUUUAUUAUAUUACUGAAAAGUCAUGCUUAAAAGAACACGUGAAUGUUACAAAUAAGAAAUAAAUGUUUUUAACAAAGGAGGCUCCCUUCAUUAUUUUAGAUUUAGGUCCCCACCACCGUUUCUCGCAAACAUUUUUUACUUGUGAUGAUGUCCGACCAAAGCUUGUGCAAUACUCCAGGAAUUCUUCUUCUUAUAGCAAAACGUUGAAAGCAAUGCUUCACUAUAAGAGGUUUUAGAGUGCAUUAGAGGUUGCAGUGUUCCGUUAAUCUGUUUAAUAAAUCGGGAUUGGUUCACAUACAGUAAUAUGAAUCGCAGCAAAUUAUUAAAUUGUAUAAAACACUAAACAGACGAGUGCAAAACUGGGAAAACUGAAUUUAUGAAAUAGCAAGGUUUGACGUGAACUUCCUUAUUGUUAUUCCGGUAAAUAACGUUCUAUUUCCUUUCUGUCGGACUUUCCAAAUGAUUGAAACUUUUAGCAAAAAGUAGCAAUAAAAUACUUGGUCUUAAAAUCAUCAUUGUUUUAAACCAUGGGUCCUCAAACUCUGGCCCCCCCAGAUGUUGCUGAACUACAACUCCCAUGAUUCUUUGAAUUACAUAGAUAGCCAGAGAGUCAUGGAAGUUGUAGUUCAGCAACAUCUGGGGGGCCGGAGUUUGAGGACCCAUGGUUUAAACCCUGAUCACUGGGGUAUCAUCAUCAUCUUCUACCUGUCUUAUUCCAAAUGUCUAUUCCUUUCUAAACACUAUUAUUAUUAUAUUAUGAAAGGCAUAGCACAUUGUCAGCAUUAUUACCAGCUAGGUCCAUCUCCUCACUCAUGUGAAACCAGUCAAUGUAGUUUAUUUUUCUGUUUCUGGAAAUGAAAACACUGGGCACCAUAACAACUUUAUUUCAAUGACAUUCCGUAUGUUCAGAUGAGCACCAUCUUCGUAAUUUUGGAAUUGAUGCAUUCAUAAACUCAUAAAUGGUUUAACCCCACAAGGUAAGACAGAACCAAAGACCUCCUGGUACCAUAACAACUUCAAUGAUAUUACGCUGUUCUGGUACCUGAAGUGUUCAUUUAUGUUGUUCAGUAAAUUUCAAUGUCUUCUGUGUAAAUGACAUGACAUGUCUGUCUCUUUUUUAUGUAGCUUACAAUGUUUAUAAUAUUCUUUGGAUUCAAAAACAAGAAAUGACCAAGGUUUUACAAGUGAGCAAAUCCAUUUGGAAACUAAUACUUUAUUAUGAUUAUUAAUUUUUUAGGUGAUUUUGGUAUCAGUUGCCAGAAGAUGUUAAACUCAUCAGUAAACAUCACAGGCUGCGAGCCUCAGAAAAUCAAUCAUUUUAUUCCUAUAUUCUUAAGUUUUGUGUUCUUCGUUGGAUUCAUAUUAAACUGUAUCAGUUUGUGGAUCUUUUGGUUCCGGAUCAGACAAUGGAAUUCAACCGUGAUCUUACAGUUCAACUUGGCCAUCGCUGAUGCCAUCAUCACACCCGCGGCUCCCCUGAUCAUUGCAUAUUCCUUGACCGAUGACUGGAUCUUUGGUACUUUCCUUUGUCAACUCAAAGUCUUCUUGCUGAGCGCUCACAUGUACGGGAGCAUCUACUUCCUCACCUUGAUCAGUCUGCACAGAUACUUCACCGUGGCUCACAAUAUAAAAGGAUCAAUUUUGACCAAAAAGUCAUUCAUCACCAAACUUUGCCUCAUUGUCUGGGGAUGUCUUUGUUUCCAAGGAUUUCCAUUUUUCUUCACCAUGAGAACCUCAGAUAUUCACGGAGCCACAAAAUGCCUCAGUUUUCAUCAAUCAGAUCUGGUGGUUUUGUUCUUCGUGUGGAACUGGGUGAUUAUCUUCUCUGGACUCCUUGUACCAUUCACCAUAACAAUUAUAUGUUACAGUCUCUUAAGUAGAUAUAUUCUCAAAGUGAAUCCCAUGAACUCUACCAGUCAAAUUAUGCUGAAUAAAUCAGUACGGACCAUAACAGUGUCUUUAGUAAUAUUUAUUGUCUGCUAUGUGCCAGUUCAUAUCACUAGAACAUUAGGUGUCACCAUCGCCUUGUUCUUUCCUUCUUUCUGUACUUUGCUUGAGAACGUUGAGGUUGCCUAUUACAUUACCUGGAUGUUAUCAGGAACAAAUUGCUGUAUGGAUCCAAUACUUUACUGUUUUGCUUCUGAAAAUUUUAAAAACACCUUCAUGAGGGGCUUCACCUUGCUGCAGAGGUUCAGAAGAAGUUUGAGGGUCACAGCAGCCAACGAUCAAUCUUUACAAGGAGACUCAGCUUCACACGAACGUCCAAGUGGACUUCAUCUUACUGUUAGCACCGUAAACACAGACUUGACUCCGGAAAGUGCGAGUAAUAGCAAUGCGUGAGGCAUUUAAUGGAAAGGAAAUUACUGGCCAUUUGUUGGUGUACCAAACUUGGUAUUCUCGGCUGAUUUAUGAUGCAUCACCCACAAUGAAUGGGUCUUCAAAAACUUUAUCGAGAAGAAUUUAAGAAGCAUUCACUUGACCCGCUUGCAUCCACAUUGUCCCAUUUAAGGAAAAUUGUGCCAUGCUUUUAAAGACUUUAGGUGGGUGAUAGCUAAAAUUGCACCCUAGAUAAUUGUAAACUACAUUUCCCACAAUUCAAAGUCUGCCUCAACUUGUAAAUAAGCACUUGAAGUUAUUUCCUAAGUAUAAUUAUUGUGUAUAAUGUGUGUAAUGUGGGUGAGGG
Molecule: messenger RNA, 2943 nt
Organism: Pelobates cultripes (western spadefoot toad)
Lineage: Eukaryota; Metazoa; Chordata; Amphibia; Anura; Pelobatidae
Source: the annotation of a GenBank genome assembly